Molecule: messenger RNA, 2373 nt
Organism: Thalassophryne amazonica
Lineage: Eukaryota; Metazoa; Chordata; Actinopteri; Batrachoidiformes; Batrachoididae
Gene: dixdc1a
Product: DIX domain containing 1a
Exons: 15
Coding region: 552-1922 (456 amino acids)
Biological process (GO): canonical Wnt signaling pathway
Cellular component (GO): cytosol
Source: RefSeq, a predicted model, not a curated record
GAGAAAAUGUCCCUCCUUCUUCUUGUGAAAGGAGAGUUUGCUGGGUAAAGGGAAGGGGGGAGGGUAACUACACAUCCAGACAGAGCCAUGUCUGACAUCCUCGCUCCCUAAAAUAAAGAAGGACUGAUGCACAAAGCCAGUGCGACAGAGCAGAAUAGAAAGCGAGGGAGGGUCGAGGGAACAAAUGCAAAAGAGCAGCAGAAAAACGGUGAAUGUGAUGCACAAGAGCUGCAUCACUUCUUGUCUACAAGGAACAAAAAACAUUGUGUUCGUGGAUGGGAGCUGCUGAACUCAGUGAGAGAGACUCAUCUCUCUCUCUCCCAUCACAGGCUGGGAUUGAGCUCAAGGAUGGUUUAGGGGAGGUUUUUGGAGCUUCCUGGUUUAGGGAAAUGCUGCCGGAGAGGAUUUGAACCUUCUGGUGUUUGUGAUUGAGCUGCUCCCCUCCCUGCUACCUCUGGGUGGGUUUGUGUUAUGGUCCAUACUGAGAAGCACAGCAUCACCCAGAUGCUGGGCGAGGACGACAUGGCAGGUUAAAAAGAGGAACCGCCAACAUGGGAGCCAAACAGAUGAAAUGCCUGAGCUCAGCCAGCCCGGCUCACUCCCCCAAAGAAGAGUACGUUAUCACCCAGACCACUGAGGCCCCCAAAGAAGAUCCCGUCAACCAUCAGUCUGAGGAGCAGGGGGGCGCUCGGGAAGACAAAUCUGAGCUGACAGAGAAGAAAUCUGUCACAGAAGAGGUGUCACUCUGUGGGUUGUGCCCCUCCCUCGGCCACGAUGACCAGGAGGGGGAAAAGUCCUGGGAGGAGCAGCUGGAUGCUCAGCAGGAACAGCUGGAGAAGGAAAUGCAGGAGGCCCGGAGGAUGGUGUUCCGCCUACAGGCUUUGCUGCUGCAUGGUUCCCUCCCUGAGGAGGACCAGGAUGGAGCCGGCAGCUUCGGAGAUAACCGGGCGAGCGCUGAACAGCAGCUGGUUCUAAUCCGCAGUCGCCUGGACCAAAGCGUGGAGGAAGCCCUUGAUCUUAAGAGAGAACUCCUGAGACACAAACAGGAGGCGCGCCACAUUCAGGCCAUCAAGGAUGCUCUGCAGCAGCGCUUGACGGUGCAGGAGGACACUGUGUUGCAGCUGAAGCAGGAGCUGCUGAGGUCCAAAAUGGCCAGAGAUCAUCUGGAAGGAGAAAAUGGCACGCUAAAACAGAUGCUGAGUGAACGAGACAAGCUAAUCAAUGAAUAUGAGCAUCAGCCUGGGAGAAAGGACAGAGUCCUGCAGCAAAAGCUUGGUGAAGCUCACCAUAAAACACAUAUCAGCCACAGACGGUCAUUUCGGUGUGAAAGCAGUGGUUACAGUAACUCAGUGGGUCCAACAUCUCCUCCAGUGUUCCAACACACUGCACCAGGAGAAGAGCUGCAGGUCGUAAGGGAAGCCCUGCGUAGUUUGAGGGACAGUUUUUCCGGCCAUGAUCCCCAACAUCACACCCUGGACACACUGGAGCAGGGCGUGGCCAGCCUCAUGGACCGCUUGCACUCUUUGGACACACAGCGCAGAAUGGACAGAGGCGAGGAUUUUAAAUCACCUGGGCGCAGAGCCAAUUCCACAGACCGUGACUCCUGGCCAACAAGCUCAAAAAUGGCGCAUUCUCACAGCAGCCCAGGUUUGGACACUUCUGUCUCAACUAAAGUUCUCUACUUCACUGAUCGCUCACUUACUCCAUUCUUGAUUAACAUCCCAAAAAGGCUUGGCGAAGUGACACUUCGAGACUUCAAGGUCGCUGUGGAUAGACAAGGCAGCUUCAGAUACCACUUCAAGGCCCUCGACCCAGAGUUUGGAACAGUCAAAGAGGAGGUGUUCCACGAUGGAGCAGUUGUGCCCGGAUGGGAAGGGAAGAUUGUAGCGUGGGUGGAAGAGGACCACGGAGAGAGGAGGUAGAACUGAAGACUAGUGAUCCUCACAGCAAACCUGGUUCCACUGUAAAAAAAAAAAAACUUAAAGGGGUCAUAUUACACACUUCUCAGCAAGCUAACAAAGGUCAGCCGUGAAUACUGAAAGAGAGCGAGAGACAGAGAAGGAAGAAGUGUUUGCUUCAGCUUGUCAGAGCCACCUUUCUGUGGGGUUGUCUUGACAUGUGACUGUUAUUCGAAUUUUAGAAAGUAACUGCUGUUAAUCAGAAAGUAAGGUUUUACUUCUCUGAUUUUGUACAGUUUUGCACAAACACUGUCUUUUUCUCACUAACCCCAUUUACUGCAUACCCCCCGUCAUUUUCUUUCAUGGAUAAAUUCAGGCAAAAUCCUUUCAGCAGAGUUAUGAGGGUUGUGGUUAAAUAAGAGGUCAUGAGACACAGAAUGUGCAGUCAGACUGUUCCUUCAGUUUAUGUGCCCAA